CAUCAUAUCGUAAGGUUUGACCCAUAUCAACAAGAUACCCUGAGAGCCUGAUAAGUAUUAUCUUGGUGGAUGUCUUCAUAGCCGAGAACACGACGUCUUUCAAACACAAGACAACUUUCCCUCGCUCUUAUUGCUUCCUCUCGCACGAAAGGCCAUGUGGGCACCGCGUCGAUUCUCUAUGAACACUGCAGAGAAUUCACAGAGGAUUGAGCUUUUAAGACGAAAAACACAAAUCAAUCGAUAAAUUGAUGGGAUUGCCGUCCCCGGACCCUCACGUCCCAUAUCUCACGGCACCACUAUAAGCUUAAUAUCCUAAGCUCCGGUCGUCUGGCCUUCACUAAGACAUACUAGUCGUUGAUCCUCCGGGAGAGAAACAUCCCGAACGCCUCUAGUUACAUGCGUAGGUCAAGUUCCUUUGACAUUUACUUUCCUUACUUUUGGUAAUAUACCUUUAUUUCUACUUUACUUUCUCCUAUUUUUCUAUACCUGCGUGAUAGCAUCACAAGGUUCUCUUUAUUUUCGAGAGAAACCCAUUGUUUACAACACGAAGGAGACACUGUGAGACACGACGGGUAGGAUUUGAGACGAACACGACGAUCGAAAUUUUACACGAACGAACGAAUCCUUGUCUCGAUAUGGCUUGAUCGUUUCGAAGAUCGGAUGAAUAAUUGAAUAGUCUUGACACAAGAUACACAAGUACCUAGAGACUUGGGACGAAUUUUGUGCCUGCGGAAAAUCCGGAGAACCUUCGAAACAAACCAUCAAAGCCGCGACAUUGAAUCAGACGCAGGAAACUCAUUGCGCAUUAUCUAUCAUCGUCACAACUAGAAAUCCUCUACAGAAUGCUCUGUACAAACAGACCCGAGGGCUUCGGCCCAGCCUCCCACCUCAAUUCCUCAACCCUCCCCACAACUUGUUUCACAGACGUUAUCCUCAUUCCCCUUCCAACUUGGCUCGCUCUCGCCUUCGUACCUAUCCUCUUUGCUCUAGGGCUACACCACCGCAAAAUCAACUAUAACCCCUCCACCGCACACUUGCGCUCCAAUACCCGCUCCUCAUGUCUCUACCUCAUCUUCCUUAUCAUUUACUACUUCCUCAUUUUUGCAAACAUCGCCUUGCUUACUCUCGAAAUCGUGCGGUUGACUAACCUUCACUAUGGCAUUGGUUUAUUGCCAUUCGCCUAUGCCGGAAUCCUUCUCUCAGCUGCUUUGUUUUGGAGUGAAGGAAUACAACGACGUGUGAGGUGGUGGCAGGGAAUAAAUAUGUUGAUUUGGAUAGGAGGAAUCGUCAUGAGUGCUGUGCAGGUCAUUGGAUUGAAACAACAAUAUGGCUACGAUGGGAGAAAGGAGAGCAAAUAUCCAGUUAGCGACCAGAUUCUUGACGUAGCUGUCAUGGCGGGUGUAUAUGCCGUUAUUGCGCUACUGGAGGUGGUGCUGGUAGUAUGGAGGAGGAAGAGAAGAACAUCGGCCUUGAGGUCGGAGAGAGGAGAAAUGGGUGCGUUUGAAUAUGGGAGAGGUGUGAGUGAGAGCUCUGGCAUGAAGGAGUGAAUUAUUGUUUCAGACCUAGAGACAUCUUUAAGGUGAUCUUAUACUUGUACUUCCUGCAAUUGGUUUGAUUGGUUUGGCGUGUUGGAAUGAAUACAUUGGGACUAUUCUAUUGGAAUAUGGUCAUGGUAUACCCUGGGUACUUUACUUUUCACAAACUGUUGGGAAAAAUGUAAAUACGCCUCGUAUCUAUUUACUACCACUAAGCUUAUUGUAUGUGUGCAUUGCCUCUCGAUCAAUUAGUGAUGAAUCUUCAUCCAUUGACUUGCAGAACAGCAAUUGCCACAUGAUUCUACUGCCAGAACGGAAUGCAAGACCUUGCUACGUCCUACACAGACGCACUAAAAUAUGCCAUACUUUCGCACACAUGGGGCGGCGACGAGAUCACUUUCCAGUAUUUGGUAAGUGGUCCGGGGUCGAGAUCGAAUGGUUUGGAAAUAAUCGUGUGCCCAGACAAACGCAGCCAGCCAAUUUCUCACGAUAUCUCCAGCUAACCCUUGUAUUCCUAGCAGCUAGGUGCUGAUCAAUUCCAGAUCUUGCAUUUGAAGCCUGGAGUACAGUAGUAGGAGGCACCGUUGUUGGCGAGGUCUCUAAAGCAUAGCGCACGUUCAAAUCUAUUUGAGGAAAGUCUGUUUGAGAUCCGGUGGUAU
Molecule: messenger RNA, 2194 nt
Organism: Botrytis deweyae
Lineage: Eukaryota; Fungi; Ascomycota; Leotiomycetes; Helotiales; Sclerotiniaceae
Exons: 3
Coding region: 843-1547 (234 amino acids)
Source: RefSeq, a predicted model, not a curated record